This is a messenger RNA of Staurois parvus, 506 nucleotides long. The record is from the annotation of a GenBank genome assembly. NCBI's taxonomy places the organism in Eukaryota, Metazoa, Chordata, Amphibia, Anura, Ranidae.
CACAAGCACGUGCAGAACACGCAAACACACAGAAACAUGUACAUACACAGAAAUACACACACACAGACACAUGUACAUACAUACACAGACACAUGUACAUACAUACACACAUGUACAUACACACACAGACACAUGUGCACACACACAUACAUGUACAUACAUGCAGACACAUGUACAGAUAUACACAUGUACAUACACACAGACACAUGUACAAUUGUACAUGCAUACACAGACACACACACACACACACCCCUACCCCUAUAAAAUGUUGCAGUAUUUCGUUGUUCACUCACAGAGCCGGGUACUGCACUCUAGGGGGAGGCAGAGAGCACAGCACACACUCCUUCCUUUGCUUUCACUGCGCUCAGCUAUUGAGCAGUCUGAUGGCUCUCAGUGCCAAUGACAGAUCCGGCCUGAGCUCCGAGCCUGCUCAGCAAGACGGCUCUGGGGGAAACAUUCGCCCCCACCAUAAUUUCCACUUGCCAUUGGCGAACAGGCGAGUGGAA